CCUCACUGCUUGCAAAUCGGCCUCUGAUUCAAUUCAGUUCUCUGUACAUAUAUCAGAAUAAUGUCCAAACAAGCAAAAUAGAUAUAGAUAUAUAUAUAUAUUUAUAUAUAGAGAAGAGAUAUUAAGGUUAAUAAGAUAAUAAUAUGGGUCACCACUCGUGCUGCAACCAACAGAAGGUGAAGAGAGGCCUUUGGUCUCCUGAAGAAGAUGAGAAGCUCAUCAGAUACAUCACCACUCAUGGCUAUGGCUGCUGGAGUGAAGUGCCUGAGAAAGCUGGUCUUCAAAGAUGUGGCAAGAGUUGUCGCUUAAGAUGGAUAAAUUAUUUGAGGCCGGAUAUCAGAAGAGGAAGGUUUACUCCUGAAGAGGAGAGGCUGAUUAUUAGCCUUCAUAGUGUUGUAGGCAACAGAUGGGCUCAUAUAGCAAGUCAUUUGCCUGGAAGAACAGAUAAUGAGAUAAAGAACUACUGGAAUUCAUGGAUCAAGAAGAAAAUAAGAAAACCCUCAGCACCUCAGGCCACCAUGUCGACACCUAGCACUACUACUACUUCUACUGAGCUUUCCCAUAUAACUUAUGCUUCAAAUCAACUAGAUUUAGUGAAUCAAGAAUUAAUAACAAGACCGCCUGCUCAUGAAACCCUAUUUUCUUCUUCAUGCCCUUUUUUUAUCUUUGAACCAACUCCACUUGAUGGGGUUUGUGAUAGCAGCUUGAAUAACGAAACGUGGAAUUCAAACCAGCAUCAAGUUCAAGCACUUCCUCCUUCAGCUUCUUUUACAACUGGUAUGAAUGCUCAUUACUUGCCUCCAUUGACAGAGAACAUGGAAAGCAUGGUGCCCAUUGAUCAGCAUCAUCAUCAUCAAGUACAAUCUUGUAGCAUGGAUGAUGAAGGAGAAAUAUCACUUGACUGCUUACAGAGGCAAGAGUUGAAUGAAUGGGUUGAAUCUCAGCACUCAAGCUUUCUAUUUUGGGACAAUGUUGAAGGGCCAUUUAGUGGGGAAGACAUUGCACCAGCUUCAUCAAAUACAGGAACCACACUGUCUUCUUUUCCUUGAGGUCUUUAAAUUAUCAAUGAUGGUAAAAUAUUAUCCUUGACUCCUCAUCUCCUUCCUACUUUUGAAAAGAGUUUGUUUCUUCUUCUUUCCUUUCUGCUUUUUUUGACUUUCAUUGGUGAGAUUGUGAAAUGUAAGGAAAUUUGACAUAAAGUAUAUAUGCAAGCAAUGUUUCAUAAUUGGUGUUAAUUGCCCCACUGUGCUGUUGAUCAUACUUGGUUCAAUCACAGCAAUGGAUUUGUUUUCACUUUACAAGGA
Molecule: messenger RNA, 1304 nt
Organism: Mangifera indica (mango)
Lineage: Eukaryota; Viridiplantae; Streptophyta; Magnoliopsida; Sapindales; Anacardiaceae
Product: transcription factor MYB26-like
Exons: 3
Coding region: 144-1049 (301 amino acids)
Source: RefSeq, a predicted model, not a curated record